AGAUUCUUAGCUUCGUUCAAGCAGAAGCAAUUUGUCCAAAUGUUGUAGCGACAACCCCAUUGGGCAUCAUAGCGGGUGGCGCUGCAAGAACCUCAUGCGCGUUAACUUUUCUCGAUCACGAACACGUUAGACGAGCAACACAUGCUCUGAACGUGAGAGCGCCAAUCAUCUACUAAAGCCCGAAACCACAACUGUUGCUAUUGUCAUGCAAAUCAUCGAGCAGGUCCCUGUCAAUAGCCAGAUCUUACGCAGGCGCGGCGCGUAGCCCAUAUGAGGAAAACACCCCGCGUCCCCUGGCUUCCAACGUCAAUCGAAAGAACAGCGGCGCCUCAAACGCGUGGGUUUGUUGUAUUGGUUUUGAGGAGCCUGUCCGAAUUCCUUCUCGCGAUUUGACGAGAACCAACCCCCCAACACUCUACAGGAAUGGCAGGCAGGAGAUUGUCUGAUGAAGUCCGCCGCCCCCCAAGAUUCCAUGGGGGUCGAGGUAUCUCAGCAUUUGAAUUUUCUUAUUAUGAAGACGAACGCGGUGACAUCUUUCAGCGUAUGUCAGAUCUCCCCUCGAUAAGACUCUCGGAACAUGUGUAUACGCCGCUGUCGCUCAGGAUACUUUCCGACUCUCUGUACAAAUUUCUGCAAGCCAUGCUUAAAGACCCAAAGGGGAUCGAUAUCUUUUCUAACAGGCUGUCUGGCAUGAGUGGGUGGCGUGGUCACCGCAAAGUCGGGCUCCCCCCCAGGGACCUGCACUUAUGGAAAGAAAAACUAAAUAACAAUGACCCUAAGCUGACUAGGGAUGCUUACCAUGCUAUAUGCUUCCCGCUUCCACUUAUACCGCCGAGACCAUUGCAUCAAUCAUUCCUUCCUAACAAGGAAAUCAAGGAACUUGGGAAAUUCUUUGGCGACCUUGGCGUGUGUCUCGAAUUCUUCGAGCUUUGUUGUAUUGACCCUCCGCUAUUCUUUCAAACUUCUCGUUUACCCGAAUUUCACCGCGGCCACUACUUUAUAACGGAUAAUCAUCCAUCUGAUGAAUUCUCCUUUUGCUACAGCUUCAUACGGCAUAGACCCAAAGGAGAUCUACGCUACAAGCCACAGGAGCCUCGUCAAUGGUGGAGUCGUCAGGUCACAGUUCAUCAACAGAUUGAUGUAAAACGUAAUCUAGCCUGUUGGGUCAUUUCCAGUCAAGAUCCCAACAGUGAAAUUCUGGGGUUAUUCGAAAUGGCUCUGGAACGCGGCAAUAGAUUGAAUGAUAAGCGUGGAAUCUUCUCUGCGAACAUUGAGUUCUUCGAUUUACUCUUGCAAGACUGGUGUUGGUACUCGUCUUGGAUAGAGUCACGUUUGAAGGACGGCAUGGAACAAAUCUCGGACUCUGAUACACUUUCUGAAUUGGUCCUGGACAUUCAAUGGUCGCUUGCUAUCCUAAAGGCCAACAAGGAAGUCGUUAUGAACACGUACGCUCUCCUUACCGAAAUCUUCUCAGCCCAGCUGAAGGAAGCUCAUGAUCCGUUUGGUAAACGUGUGGAUGGUCGAAACCCCGAGGACUCUAAGCCGUUCAGUAAAGAAAUCAGAGCGAUAUUCGAUGGCAUUGACCGUAAUUGUGCAAAAUUAGAAGCGUUCGAGACAAGAACUCGGCAAUUGAUGGAGAAUGUUCGACUUCUGCAAAGCGAUGUGAUGGUGCAUCGAACAGGGAAUCAACUCAAGCUGGGACUUCUCUCGCAAAAUCUCAUGAGUAGUACGGUUAUCGCCGUCUUCCUCGUUCUCCCUGGAAUAUUUGCCUCGACACUAUUUAGUACCGACAUUGUUCGGAUAAAUGGUAACGGAGAUGCGGUUUUCUCGUCCGUCGCGCUCGUAAGAUGGCUUGCGGUUGCUCUUCCCCUUACUGCAAUGUCCCUUAUUUUUCUCUAUGUAGUAUUCAAUCUACCUACGGCUCAAUUGUCGCAACGCUUUCGAUCUCGGGUCGGUGCGCUGUUUCUGAGAUUAAAGGGUGGCGAGACAGGAUUGGAGGAGAAGAGGAAAGAAAAGAGGAGAGAAGAGGAGAGAAACGUCUAACUGUAAGGUUGGUAAAGAAAAGAGGGGGAGUGGUUAGAGUACCCUCGAGCGUUUAAAACCGAGAACGUGCUCUCCCCUAAGCUAGAUAGACCCAUCUCUAUCGAUUGUGUAAGAACUACUGCCAUUAUUCUGCGUACAACGCAGUUCCAGAUAAUAUCAACGUAGAAGAG
Messenger RNA from Hyaloscypha bicolor E, 2213 nucleotides. RefSeq lists its product as uncharacterized. Bases 424 to 2043 code for a protein of 539 amino acids. NCBI's taxonomy places the organism in Eukaryota, Fungi, Ascomycota, Leotiomycetes, Helotiales, Hyaloscyphaceae. The record is from RefSeq and is a predicted model, not a curated record. The transcript is spliced from 5 exons.